Messenger RNA from Mucor mucedo, 852 nucleotides. RefSeq names its product PQ loop repeat-domain-containing protein. Gene Ontology annotation, biological process: basic amino acid transmembrane export from vacuole. Bases 1 to 852 code for a protein of 283 amino acids. Gene Ontology annotation, cellular component: fungal-type vacuole membrane. Lineage: Eukaryota; Fungi; Mucoromycota; Mucoromycetes; Mucorales; Mucoraceae. The transcript is spliced from 5 exons. The record is from RefSeq and is a predicted model, not a curated record.
AUGGGUUGGACUUUUGCAGAUAGCUCAAUUGUAGCUGGUUAUAUUUCUAUUUUGUUUUGGCUCAUUGUCUUUAUACCACAAUUACUGGAGAACUACAAGCGAAAAAAUGGCGAUGGACUCUCACUUUCGUUCCUAUUUAUUUGGCUCGCAGGAGACAUAUUUAAUUUGGCAGCAAUUAUUAUGGAAAGGCUCAUGUUAACCAUGUUUCUAUUGGCCCUGUGGUACACAGUCGCUGACAUUUGUCUGAUUUGGCAAGUCGUUUAUUAUAAACAGUGUGUCACCACAGAACCAAACUCUAAUGAAGAUGAAGCCGUCGCUUUAAUAGCAACAAAAACCAUCAAACAGAGAAGACCAAGCGUGCUGGAUUCUUCAGACGAAGUUUCGGAUGAGGAAGAAGAAGCAUUAGAUAACGACAUUGUGCCUGCGAAAGAAAAAAUGAAUCCAAUUUGGAUUAAUCUUAUCGGUUUUCUUGUACUGACUGCAGUCACCUUAACAUUUUGCUAUGCUUAUGUCAUUGUUAAAAAAGUCGAUGAUGAAAACAGUAUUAGGCUUAUUCCUCAAAUAUUGGGCUGGUCCAGUGCUGUUUUAUACGUAGGAAGUAGAGUUCCGCAGUUAAUUAAGAAUUGGCGCCAACAAAGUACAGACGGCCUAAGUUCUGGUAUGUUUAUAUGUGCUGUCUUUGGGAAUCUAUUCUUUGCAUCGUCUAUAUUUUUAAAAUCCACAGAGAGAAGAUACAUCAUUGUAAACUUGUCCUGGAUUAUUGGAAGUUUAGGAACUGUCAUUUUUGACAUCAUGAUCUUCCUUCAGUUUUAUGUAUUUAAUCGUCGCAAGCUCAAGCACAGAGCAGACUAA